Messenger RNA from Monosiga brevicollis MX1, 6211 nucleotides. RefSeq lists its product as uncharacterized. The record is from RefSeq and is a predicted model, not a curated record. The annotation marks the transcript as partial. Gene Ontology annotation, biological process: protein phosphorylation. The transcript has 11 exons. Gene Ontology annotation, molecular function: protein binding; ATP binding; nucleic acid binding. NCBI's taxonomy places the organism in Eukaryota, Choanoflagellata, Craspedida, Salpingoecidae.
AUGCAGGCUGUCCGCGGCAGCGACUAUCUCUUCAAACCCACAGAUUGGCAGUGUGCCAAUGCGGUACCGUCAAUUGGCAAUGUCGUUCACGAUGCAGCAUUUGUCAGUGGCCUCGGGAAGGCAAAGUGGAAAUGCGCGAAGGGUACAUUUCCCGGUCUCUCUCUGCUUGUGCUGACCUGUCGCAUGUGCACGAGUGAGGCCACUGAUCUCGCCUCGCAGGGCGACAACGUGCGCUGGGCAACCAAGUACGCAGGCCCUCGCAACUGUCACAGAGAACUGUUGGGCAAAGAUCCACAGGAGGCGCUGCAGCUGUUGACCAGCUGGGACCAACAACGUAUACGAGAUGCUGCCCAAUACGAAGAUGUUGUGGACGGCCAUACACCACUGCACUGGGCCUGCCGUAGCAGUCAUGUCAAGGUGGUGGAGAUGCUGUUGAAGUACGGUGUUGAUACUGAAGCCAAGAACGACACCACGGCCUCUGUUGUCGUGGCGGUGGACAAGUGGCUCAAGCUGAUUCUGCCCGAGCGCACCACCACCCAUACUCUCCCCCACCUCGAUGCCUUUAUCAGUGGUGCCGCCAAACAAAACCCCAAUCUUGCAACGAUGGUUGCUUCAAUCCGAAAAACCAUCGAUGAAGCUCGACCAGAUUUUCCCGCCAUGGACUGGGCUGCCUUUCAGACGGCCAUUACCCAGGCCCUCAACGCACUUGACCAGGCCCUGGAAGCGCCCGAAGCGUUAAGCAACCGCUUGGAGCAUUUGGACCCCAACACAGACAACCUAGAAACAGUGCUGCAAGAGCUGCACGAUGUCACUGCUGGGCUUGAGCUGCAGCCAGCUUUUCUUGAGCUUCAGACCGUGCUGGCAGCAUGCCCCGCUCCAUCCACCACGCCAGUGAUCGCGCCUAAAACGCCACCCACCGACCUGGCGGCGGCCCUGAGCAAAGUCAUCGCCCUGAGCGGCGUGGAACCCAAGCGUCAAGAGCUGCUCACCAGCACCAACAGCAACCUCAAGAGCCUGGUGCUGGCCUUGAUUGAUGCCCUGGGUGCCGUGGCAAGAGCGGGAACCACAGACACCGAUACGAUCCUUCGCGUGGAAACGCUACGGCAAUGCGCGCAAUGCGUGGAUGCAAGUGCACCACCACCAGCCGAGGCAUUGCCCGAGGCCUGGGAGAAGCUAUGCCAAGCUCACGAGAAGCUGAGCCUGCUCGAGCAAAAUUGUCUCGAACAAAUUGCUCAGUGGCAACCCCCUCUAGACUUCGAGCAUCAGGAUUGGUACUUGGCGUUUGUGCACCACGAGUCGCAAGCUCUGUUGCAGCAAUUGCAAGACAUAAUCGAUUGGCAAGCCACGACGCUCUCCGUAUUGACCUCGUGCAUGAGUCACGUGGACAGCUUGACUCAAGACGUUGAUGAUGAAUCGGUUGCUGCUCACGAGGAACUGACAAAACUACAGGCCGAGAUUCAAGGAUUUCACACGGCUUUACAACAUCUGCCUGAAGACGUGCACUCAAGCCUCGAACACAAGCUCCGAGAGAAGAAGGAACGGCUGGAUGCCUUGCGACACCAAUUAUCAGAUCAGCCACACGUGGACCACGUCGCAGAGCUCGCCCAGCUGCUGCACCAACACCUCCCAGCGCUGCUGGUCUUUCUGCACCCUGAACAAAGCACGCUGGGAACACGGCUCCAUACUGUGCUUGGGCCCGACCUUCCGGCCAGCCUGAUCUUGGAGGCCAUGACCGAAGUAGACCAGGGUUUGACGCUCUCCAGCCUGGGCCAGCUGUCUCUCCAAUACAACCAGAAUCACAAGGUGUACAAAGCCCGCGCCGCGCUACCGAAUCUUCCUGAGCAAGAUUUGGCCGUCAAGGAGUAUGCAUUUGCUCGGCAACACAAACAGGAUCAGUGCCGUACAUUCCUGCGUGAGCUUCGCGCCAUGCGCCAGCUUGUGCACCCACACAUCAUCCCGGUCCUUGGCGCGCUUGUGGACGUGCACAGUGGCCACCCAAGCGCCUACUUGGUGCAGCCGUGGUGUACGCAAGGAGAUCUGCAGCAGUGGCUCGGCAAGGCUCGCCACAUUGCCACCUCGACCGUGGUUGCGGGUCUGAUGACCCAGCUGCGCACGGCCCUGGCGUUUAUGCAUAGCAAGGGCCUGGUGCACCGGGAUAUCAAGCUGAGCAACGUCAUGCUGGAUGGCGAGGAGGACCAACCUGUUGUGCGGCUCGGUGAUUUCGACAUUGCCAAGGCCUCCGCUGAAGCCACCAUGCUACCAUGCACGGCCACUGCAUCGUCGGGCACGGCGGGCUAUGUGGCACCGGAGGUGCUAUUUGGAAUGGGUCGUGUAGGUGCACGACCGGCACAGGAUGCCUUUUCCUUUGGCUGUGUGCUAUACAACACGUACAUGUUUCCACAGACGGUGCCACCUGCUCACCCACGAGUUGAUGAGGUUGUGGAUCGAUGCAGCUGGAGCAUACGAGCAGGAGAGUCUGACUGCGACUUUCCGCACUUGGCGACUGAGAUGUGCGAUUCGUCGAGUGAUUUGUACAAGGAAACGCGGGCUUUGCUUGCAACAGAUCCAAAGCAACGGCCAAGCCUUUUCAGCGCCCGGAACAUCACGCAGCAGCCUGCCUUGGCCCAAGUCGGGCCAGCCAUUGAUGUCUUGCGCGAUGCGCCCGAGCUCAUGUCAGAGGUGGGUGAGCUACUGAAGCAGCUGAACAUCGAUGGGCGGGGACCAGCGAAUAUCGCAGUGCAACGAGUGGAGCGCGUGCACAACCCCGUGCUGUGGGAGCGCUACAGCGCCAAGCGACGCGAGAUGUUGCAUCGUAUCAAAAAUCAAGUGCACUAUGAUCAACUCCAAACGGCCACAUCAGAUGCGCCCUCGGGCUCUCCAGCUCUGCUUUGCGAUACAUCCUGUCAAGAGCGUCUGUUGCUCCACGGCAUCGCCCCUGACACAAUGUUGCGUGACAAGAUUGUGCGCCUGGGCCUUGACUAUCGCUUUGCCGGCAGUAGCGCUGGUCACCGAUUCGGUCUUGGCGUUUACUUGGCCGACCAUCCCGGCAAGGAAAUCAGCACGCUGAUAUUCAUGUAUUUGCUGCUGUGCAAGCCUCUGAAGCACAUGCUGAGCAGCUGGCUGCAAAAGCGGGGCAGCCUGAAAACCCCCGACGACGAGAAUGGCAUUCACAAUGCCGAGCAGGACGACGAAGAUUUCCUCGACGACGAGCUGGAUGAAGACCACAUGAGCCACGACGAGACGAUGACUCUGCGACGCGAGGCGAUGGUCAGCCCAGCCACCAUCUAUGCGGCAUUUCGUCGACAAAUGAUCACGUACCUGCAUCGGCCAACGCUGGGGGUGGCCACGUGGCGACACGCCGCAACCUUCUGGAUGACGACGUUUGUGAUUAACCGACUGUCGGCCGAGACGACCGGCGCCCUGGGCAGCCUGAUCCACACUCAAGCUCAACACUCUGGGGACACGGCCCAGCGGGCCUAUGCACGCACAGCCAGUGACCACGUGCAAACCAAAAUGUCGUCGCGAUUGAUGCAUCAAGUGGCCUCGCAAAAAUGGCAUGCUUUGUUUGGACUAGAUCGCAAGCGCAGCAUAGCCGAGUUGACCGCGAACCAAGAAGCAUUGGAAGCUCGCUAUCCCAUCAGCUGGAACCCGGUGACUGACCUCUCACCCGAGGCAAACGGGCGUAUCAUCAUGAACACGAGGGCCGAGCAUGACGUACCCUACAUGACCCAGCUGGCCAAGCAGGCGAGCAUCUCGUGGGGCCACAGUUUCAACAGCCAAGAACAGUUGGACCUGGCCGCGGCCAUUGACCAGCACCGGCCGGAGGAUGGAUGGCUGAUUGUUGUUGCACCGACAGGCAUGGGCAAAACAUUUUGUACCCUGCCCAAGCUGGGCUGUCGCCCGCAUGCCGGUACGGUGCUGUGGAUUGUGCCGUUUGUGGCCGUGGCCAACGAUUUAUUGCGGCGAUUUCAAGGCGCAGGUCACAGUGCCCAGCGAUGGCUUGGUCCCUCUACACAGGUGGCAGAUGGCCUGGACGUGCUCAUCGUUACGACCGACAUGUUUGUCCGCGUGGGAUCUGAAUCCCUACACGGGAAGGUCUGCUUUCAGCACAUCCGCACCGUGGUGAUGGACGAGGCGCACACGCUCAUAUCGGAUGCCAGCUACCGAGAUGUGAUGGACGAAGUCGCAGCCAGUGUGGGCUCUGGCGGAUGGACCAACAUCAAACGCGUGGCGUUGACGGGCACACUUUGCAUCGGGGACCAGGAGCAUCUGUUUCGAAAGCUGGGUCAGCAAGUCGGGGGCAAGGUGUACCGUCUGGAGACGAUGCGUCGCGAUCUGCAGCUGCGUGUGCUUCACGGAAACCAGCCAAACUUUUUGUCGCAUGUGCAAGCCAUUGUGGACACGCGGGUGAUGCGUCAGGCGAAUGGGGAGCGUGUGCACAUGAUGGUCUUUUGUGACACCGUGAACGAGGUGAAGCUGCUGUGUGACCAGCUGCACGCAUACGGCUACAUGGCCUUGCCCUACUACACCGACCUGGAGGAGAAGGCAUUUGGUCGGGCUGGUCGCGAUAAACAGGGUGGAACUGCCGAGCUGUGGCUACCAGUGAGACGUGGGCCAGCACCAGGCAUGGAAAAGUUUGUCGAGGGCAAUGCGUGCCGCAGCUGGGCGCUCGGCAAGUUGCUAGAUCCCCGCGCCGCGACAUGCUUUGCUGCCGGCCAGCCGCUUUGUGACGUGUGCGCAGGAACAGCACAGCGCCUGGAGCCAGCAAUAGCUGCGCGCCAGCAGCGCGCUGCCCAAGCGUUGAGUGUGGGGCAUGUGGAAGCAGAGCCCGAGGCGAUGGCGGAGGAGGAAGAUGUGUUGUCUGAGCCACCUGCAGCACGGCUCGAGGAAGAAGAAUCGAUCGGGCCAGAGUCCGCCUUGGAUGUAACUUCAGCAUCGAACGUUGACACAGUCGCGUCCCCAGGACCAGGUGCCGUUGCGGCGCAGUCGAGCAGAAGCACUCCACGUGCCCAGGACACGGCUGCGGUGGCGACAAAUGCAGGGCCAAUGACGGAUGCUGCUGUGCCACGGAUACAGACGAGUGAUGCUUGGAUUGGUGAGGCAGAUACAGCAUCCAUGUCGGUGCCAGCUUCACCCAUGGUCUCUGAUGCUAAUGACGAGGCGCCUUUACAGCAAGAGGCGCGUGGCCCGGUGCAAACCACGAUGGCAGAGGACGAGAGCACGCCACAGCCAGUCAUGCAGUCAGCAGCACAGCCAACCCCCACGAAACACGCGCCAACCCCGUCGGCCUCGAUCAUUUGCGUGCCAGUACCAUCGGCCUCGGGUUCAACCUCCUCUCCGACGCGAUCGGCUGCAAGCUCAGCCUCGGGUACACUGCGGCGUAAGCGAGUGCCGCUGGCAGCUGAAAGUACAUGUACCCCUGGGUCUGACGAUCAUAACAACGUUGGCAACAGCAUCGCUACCAGCCCUGCUCCCUCAACAUCCAAGCGAACGGCAUCGGAUGUCACGUGCACAGGUGCUGCUUCUUUAACAGCGGCGCAAGCAGCAGAGUCGCGUCUUCCCGCAGCAAAACGAGCAGCAUCGAGUGAUGCGCGCACCGCCACCGUUGCCGCUACUGCUACCACUCGCUCUGAAGCCACGGUAUCUGCUGCAGCUACGCCACCGAAUCGGCACAACGUCGCGCCAAUAUUUCGGUCGAAAUCGGGGACCAAAAAAAAAUAUCUGAUGAACUACGCGGCGGCUGACAAGUUUAUUGGCGUUCUGAAGUUGAUGGAUGAUUACUGCAUGCGAUGUACCAUUCGACAGGCGAAACCCGUGCUGAAGGCUGGGCAUCAAUGCGUAUCUAAUCGUGUUUGUGAGCGGUGUCACUUCAAAGGACAUGAAGCAAGCAAAUGUUUCGUGGGCUUCGCAUACCCCGACAGAGCCUGUUGCUACGCUUGUGGAAUGCCAAAGGGGAUUCGUGGAUGUAAAACAUGGGAUCACCUUUGCAGGCAGUCUCAAGGACUGGAUUCGGGCCUGAGCUGUCUCCUCCUUUAUUCGGACUGUCAUUCGGGGCUGCGCGACCUGUCCCAGCGGAUGGGCUACAACUUGAGGGAAAGGACAUUGAAGGAUAUAAAAACGCGCGACUUGUUUGUCAAGUGGCUGUACUCGUCCGGUCCUUGUCCAUUUCCAGGGGAUGGGCAUUGGCGUCUUGUGGAAUUUGUGUUUGAAA